CGUCCCUGCCCUGUGCAGCUAUCAAGUCCUCGCUUGUUUGUUCUUUUCUCUUCGUGAGAACUUUUCGGCGAAGAUACUAACUUUUCUGUGGGAACUGCUGGGCGGUGUUAGGAGAGGAAAAAGAGCAAACUGAUGGAGAGGACCUGCUCCCUUCUAGUUUUUCCAGCAUCCGCGGGUUAAACCAUCACCUCCAGAGCAUCGAAGUUGUGGGAAGUGGAGACAGCUGGGAGGGCAGCAGGAUUUCCUUGCCACCUUCAGCUGGAUCUAGCCCUCCGCAUGCAUGAGUGUGCCAACACCAGCAAAGUGGGCAGGAUUCUGCACGUGGAGUCUCUUCUGGGACCCUAGUGAAUGGCCCCCAGGGACAGCGCGGAGCCUCAGCCUCCGCCACCUCCUCAGGGCUGGGUGUGGCCUGGAAAGAUAGUGGCAGUGGCGAUGGGUGCCCUGGCAGGCUUCUGGGUCCUCAGCCUACUCACCUAUGGCUACCUGUGCUGGGGCCAGGGCUUAGAAGAGGAGGGGCUCCUGGGUGCUCAAGCUGAAGAGAGACCUGAAGCAGGCGCCACGGGCACCACCCAGCCCCAUCUCAUUUUCAUCUUAGCUGAUGAUCAGGGAUUUAGAGACGUGGGUUACCACGGAUCUGAGAUAAAGACGCCCACUCUUGACAAACUCGCUGCGGAAGGAGUUAAACUAGAGAACUACUAUGUCCAGCCUAUUUGCACACCGUCCAGGAGCCAGUUUAUCACCGGAAAGUAUCAGAUCCACACAGGACUCCAGCAUUCUAUCAUCAGACCUACCCAACCCAACUGUCUACCUCUAGACAACGCAACCCUACCUCAAAAGCUGAAGGAGGUCGGCUAUUCAACUCACAUGGUUGGGAAAUGGCACUUGGGGUUUUACAGGAAAGAAUGCAUGCCUACUAAGAGAGGAUUUGAUACCUUCUUUGGCUCCCUUUUGGGAAGUGGAGAUUAUUAUACACACUACAAAUGUGACAGCCCAGGGAUGUGUGGCUAUGACUUAUACGAAAAUGAUAACGCUGCUUGGGACUAUGACAAUGGCAUAUAUUCAACACAGAUGUAUACUCAGAGAGUGCAGCAAAUCCUAGCUUCCCAUGACCCCGCCAAACCUAUAUUUUUAUACGUUGCUUACCAAGCUGUGCACUCACCCCUGCAAGCCCCUGGCAGGUAUUUCGAACACUACCGAUCCAUCAUCAACAUAAACAGGAGGAGGUACGCAGCCAUGCUCUCCUGCUUGGAUGAAGCGAUCCACAAUGUGACCCUGGCUCUAAAGCAGUAUGGCUUCUAUAACAAUAGCAUUAUCAUAUACUCCUCAGAUAACGGUGGACAGCCCACAGCAGGAGGAAGUAACUGGCCUCUCAGAGGUAGCAAAGGAACAUAUUGGGAAGGAGGCAUCCGGGCAGUUGGCUUUGUGCACAGUCCGCUUCUGAAAAACAAGGGAACGGUGUGUAAGGAACUUGUGCACAUUACAGAUUGGUACCCAACCCUGAUUUCACUGGCGGAAGGGCAGAUUGAUGAAGACAUUCAGCUGGAUGGAUACGAUAUCUGGGAGACGAUAAGUGAAGGUCUUCGUUCACCCCGAGUGGAUAUUUUGCACAACAUUGACCCUAUUUACACCAAGGCGAAAAAUGGCUCCUGGGCAGCAGGCUAUGGAAUCUGGAACACGGCAAUCCAGUCAGCCAUCCGGGUGCAUCACUGGAAGCUGCUCACAGGAAAUCCUGGUUACAGUGACUGGGUGCCCCCUCAGGCUUUCAGCAAUCUGGGCCCAAACCGAUGGCACAACGAGAGGAUUACCUUGUCAACUGGCAAAAGCAUCUGGCUUUUCAACAUCACCGCCGAUCCAUACGAGAGGGUGGACCUCUCCAGCCGGUAUCCUGGCAUCGUGAAGAAGCUGCUGCGGAGGCUGUCACAGUUCAACAAGACGGCCGUGCCAGUCAGGUAUCCCCCGAAGGAUCCCAGAAGCAACCCUCGACUCAACGGAGGAGUCUGGGGCCCGUGGUAUAAAGAGGAAAACAAGAAAAAGAAAAUAAACAAAACCAAGGCAAAAGAAAACAAGCAAAAGAAAAGUAAAGCGAGGACGAGAAAACAACCAGCGGCACACUCUUCAACAAAAUACCACCCACGUGUUACUGCCGGCUGAAUGCAAGACUUUCUGACUUGGUUAAGCUUAAAUCGCCUGGUUUCCAGGUAAUUCAAAGAAUUUGCCUCAGAAAUACCACUGCCAGUCCCAUUGGGCGUAUUUUCAUUUUGCUCUCUGCCAGCGGCUUCUGGCACCUGGCUGCCAGUGUGGGCCAAACUAUC
Chionomys nivalis (European snow vole) is the source of this 2312-nucleotide messenger RNA. RefSeq names its product arylsulfatase family member J (gene Arsj). The record is from RefSeq and is a predicted model, not a curated record. Lineage: Eukaryota; Metazoa; Chordata; Mammalia; Rodentia; Cricetidae. The transcript is spliced from 2 exons. Bases 349 to 2151 code for a protein of 600 amino acids.